This is a messenger RNA of Pieris rapae (cabbage white), 1690 nucleotides long. RefSeq lists its product as uncharacterized. Lineage: Eukaryota; Metazoa; Arthropoda; Insecta; Lepidoptera; Pieridae. The record is from RefSeq and is a predicted model, not a curated record. The coding region runs from base 434 to 1690 and encodes 418 amino acids. The transcript is spliced from 3 exons.
UAUUUAAAAACCAUAGAAACCACCCUGUGUCAACCUUUAUUCUAGCAAGCUUGCAUUCUUUUACUCAACUGCGAUUAGCAACAUCUCUCAACCAUGAUUCAGUCCUAUUUUACCAUUCAAGCCGGGCAGUUGCCUUUCUAAGCCAAUAAUUUUAAUAAAAUCCUUCGUGUUUAAUAAAUAGUUUUUUUUAAAACUCUUAAAUCGGGACGUCGUAUAACAUUGGUGGCAGCGAAAAGGGAUUUUUGAUAAAUCCUGGAAUCGUCUCUUGUGUGUUAAAAGUGCAUAAGUGUAUCAGUGAAAGUGUUAAGUGGUAUCAAGCCCCAUCCGUCCACUGUGUGAUAAGUGGAACAGGCCUUUCAUCGUCAGCCCAGUUCAACCCAGUUCAGCCCAGCACCGUCGAAUACCGACGAUAUUCUUUUUCAAGAAUCUAAGAAUGAUAUUCAUCACCCUGGCCAUCGCAAUUCUCUGCAAUGUCACCCUAGCUGAACCUGAAAAUCAAUAUGUUAAAAAUAUAGUGAACGGUCCUGGGAUCUUCUUCGACCCUGUUGGCUCACUAAAGAUAAUAGAUGACCAAUUUCAAAUUGUAAUCCCAGUAGAAAUCAUUCCCAUAAAAAAUCAUAUAAUGGACAUAAACAAAGUAUUUAACAACGUUCAGUCUUAUUGUCAGAGAAACGUAGUAAUUGGUGUUUCGCAAUGUCAUAACUUAUUACAACCAUUAGAAGCAAUCCUUAAAGAUCUCCAACGUGACUUUGAUGCCGUUUCACAUCUAGUAUCCGACGAUUACGUCUCUAAAAGGUCCGCAUGGUUUUCCGGAAUAGGCACUGUUUUCAAACAUAUAUUCGGUACCUUGACCGAAGAUGAUGCGAGAAUUUACGAAGACGCUAUUAAAACUCUUUAUGAAAAUGAUAAAAAGAUUUCAGGAACAUUGAAGAAAACCGUUAUUGCUUCCCAAUCUGCCAUUUCCAAUAUAAAUCAAUCCUUACAUGACAUGAACCUUAAUCAAGCAAAAUUAAACGGUGUCGUCAAACAAUUAGAGUCUUCGGUAUCUAAUAUAACAAAUGCCUUUAAUGAGGUUAACUUUAGAAAUAAUUUUUAUAACAUUUUAAAUAUUUUACAAUCAAACUUACUGACUUUAUCUUUUAAGGUGGAAGACUUACUUAACUCCAUUUUACUCAUAAAAAGUAACACUUUGCAUCCUUCAGUUCUAACCCCUAACCAAAUGUAUAACGAUAUUGUAAGUAAUUUUAAGUUACUCCCUAAGUAUAGAGAUUUUCCUGUAAGCAUAGAUAUAAGCAACAUUCAUAUUCUAAUUAAUAUAGCCGAUUUAACUUGUUAUUAUUUCAACAAAAAAUUAAUGUUUAUUGUAAAGAUACCACUUGUAACCUUAGAAUAUUUUAAUAUCUAUAGAACUGUACCAUUGCCUAUCCCACAUAAGGAGGGCAAUCUUAAUUCUUUUGCUAUGAUCCUCCCUUCGGAACAAUUUUUAGCUUUAAGUGCAGAUAAAUUAUACUAUAUAUAUCUCAAGAAUCUGAAUUACUGUAAAAGCAUAUUUACCGAUACCUAUCUUUGUGAAAUAACCGAUGUCUACGCAGUACUUAAUAACCCUUCAUGUGAAAUCGAAAUAAUUACUAAAGCCUUAACUACCCUUCCGGAAAGUUGUCCUGUUAAGGUGUACUUAAUAUACCAGUAA